AUGCUUCGCUCAGUGUGCUUGGGCAUCGCAAUGCCAAUAGCCGGCAUGCACCUCUACUCCAAAUUCACACAACCCCUCUUCAUUCAAGCUCUCAUGGGCAUCAAGAGUCUAUACGACACGAAACCCGUCUCCAUCCACUUACUCGGGAACCCAGCCAUGGGUGAGCUCAUACCUUUCCCACCAGAUCCGCUUUCACUUCGCUGCCUGGCAACUCCCCUUCCUUCCAAUCGAGGUGACGCGUUGAGAACAGUCGGGCGGGUAGCAGCCUGUAAGGCAGACGCUAGGGCGGCAUGGACUCGGACAGAACGUAGGCUGGCAAGAAGAUUGCACCCAACGGACGGAGCUGAAGAUUAUCCUUGUCAACGGCUACCGAUCUCAUCAACAACUUUGCUCGUACAGUCUCCGUUUCGCGUUAACGGGGACGAUCUUCAAGCGAUAGCCCAAUAAAUGGGCGGCCGUAGACCCCUCGUUUGGAUGCAGGAUUGUGGCGAGGAGGGUUCAGGCGCACGCUGCAGAGAAAAGUUCGUUGAUUUCUCACAAGUCCAGGCCGUCACUAUGUCUUGACAGUGCCCGAGUCCUCAGACAACAGGUCAGGUCUGUUCGGAUUCUACGAGAGCUGGCAGUGAGGCAACACCAGUCUAGUAUCUGCCAUUAUGUAGUGCACACCCAGCUCGAAUGCAUUGAUUUAAUGUUC
Molecule: messenger RNA, 694 nt
Organism: Laccaria bicolor S238N-H82
Lineage: Eukaryota; Fungi; Basidiomycota; Agaricomycetes; Agaricales; Hydnangiaceae
Product: PHO88-related membrane protein
Exons: 5
Coding region: 1-447 (148 amino acids)
Biological process (GO): protein targeting to ER
Cellular component (GO): endoplasmic reticulum
Source: RefSeq, a predicted model, not a curated record